AUGCUCCAGCGCUGUUUGGAUUUGCAGCCUGCGGUGAAAGAUUUUUUCCUGUACAUUAAGUCGGAAGAAGGCGAGAAGGAGUUUAACGAUCGAUCUACAAAAAAGUUGAAGAUUCCAAGUGCCAAGCAGUGGUUCAUGAUUCAGUGCCUGGUCGAGCUGUUGGCCCCGUUCAGCGUUGCCACCACUAUGCUCGAUGGAGAGACCUAUCCUACGCUGAUAUCUCUUCAUCUUUUCAUCUCUUCACUCAAACGAUCGCUGGACAACCAACAAAUAUUUGAUGUUCUCUAUACAAGUGUCGAGAAGGAGGCAUACGCAAUGGAAGUGCUAUCCAUCAUGCAAUCCGUCCGCCGAAGCUUUUCAGCCUUGUUGAAGCAGCGGUUUGAUAAGGAGGCAGACCCCGACCUUUUGUGGAUAUCGUUGCUUGACCACUACAUGACGAAUUCGGCGAUUUUCACUGCGGAUGAAUAUGAGAAGGCGCGGGAGCACGAGGCGGAGGUCAAAGCUCCCGACAAGCCCCCAUCGGCUUUGUCGUGGUGGAAGCAGAACCAUUCAAAAUUUCCGACUAUUGCUGUUCUUGCUCGCAAGUGGCUUGGAUGCAUCGCUACAUCGGUGCCCUUAGAGCGCGCGUUUUCCACUGCAGGUAACACAGUAACAAAACGACGUUGUUCGCUGAAGGCUAGCACAGUUCGGGAUAUUGUGUUUAUGGCUCAAAAUGGAGCAGCAUGA
Molecule: messenger RNA, 726 nt
Organism: Phytophthora sojae
Lineage: Eukaryota; Oomycota; Peronosporomycetes; Peronosporales; Peronosporaceae
Exons: 2
Coding region: 1-726 (241 amino acids)
Biological process (GO): regulation of transcription by RNA polymerase II
Cellular component (GO): nucleus
Molecular function (GO): protein dimerization activity
Source: RefSeq, a predicted model, not a curated record